Messenger RNA from Maniola jurtina (meadow brown), 926 nucleotides. RefSeq lists its product as uncharacterized. The record is from RefSeq and is a predicted model, not a curated record. Lineage: Eukaryota; Metazoa; Arthropoda; Insecta; Lepidoptera; Nymphalidae. Bases 131 to 895 code for a protein of 254 amino acids. The transcript is spliced from 2 exons.
AACAUUGGACGCCACUGAUUGGCUAAUGGCUUGGCUCUGUGGCUUGGCUCUUGCAUAAGCCAGGGUUGGCUUGCUUGGACGUAUUUUUAACAAGUUUGGUCUAACAUUUUACAAAGAUUUGUGAAUUGUGAUGUCUUGGACAAACGAUGUGGCACUGGAGUUCUUGGACCACUACAGAAUAGAACAACUGUUAUGGGAUCCCAAACAUCCAUUGCAUAGAAACAGAUGCGAAGUAAACGAAGCAUGGCGUCGUAUACAAAGCAAUUUAAGCAUAAGCUGUUCAAUAGUGGAUCUGAAGAGGAAAAAGGAGUCCUUAAUGACAUCCUUUAGAUUUCACUACAACCGAAAAAAGAAGUGCCCCGUAAAUUAUCGAACGACGUGGUUUGCGUAUUCGUUUAUGGAAAGUUUUUUGGGCGGUAAAUAUGAAUGCGAUAGCACAGAUGAAAAUGGUCACGACGAGGACCCUAUCGCCAAUACAAAUCAAAACGUCAGCGUCAUGGUUGAGCGGCAGAGCUCUUCAAGUAAGCGGUUGAACAGAUCGUCUAGUUUGAAACCUCAAGAAUAUGUCUACAAAAGACAACUAGACAAUGUUAACUAUGUCAAAGACGAAAAGACUAAAAUUGAAACGGACGAAUACGACUUAUAUGGGCAACUUUUAGCCAAAAAAUUAAGGAAACUCGAUGAACAUCAACGUGAUAUGGCGAUGCAUGAGAUUGAUAAUAUUAUGUUUAAUGCCAAAAUGCAAAGCGGAUCAACACAAAACAGAAGUUACUCAACACCCCCUUCUCCUGUACCAAGGAAGAUCAAGUCUCCAGUGUUCAUAAUAACCCAACAGAAUCACGACCAAUUUGAAGACGAAAAUAAUAUAGCAUAUCAAGACCAACAACAAUCCUAAUUAUUACGAAUACACCGAUUUAUUCUCUCAA